AUGAACCGAUUCGGUGACAUGGCUUAUGAAGAAUUCAAACAACAAAUGAAUGAAUUCAAAAUGUCAGCUAACGUUGAAACAAUUAAUUUGGAUCGGCACACAUUCUUAGUUUCUUCAAACGUUGCUAUUCCAGGUGCUGUUGAUUGGCAUUCAAAAGGUUACGUAAUACCAAUCAAAUAUCAAGGACAAUGUGGAUCACGCCAGGCAUUCUUCGCUACCGAUUUCGUUGAUAUGAGAGCUCAAAAUGAAACUGGUCUUCGAAACGCCAUUGCUAUUAAUGCAUUACAAGAUUCAUUUCGGUUCUGCAAAUUAGAUAUAUAUAAAGAACCAGACUGUUCAUCAACCGAACUCGAUCAUGGUGUAUUAGCUGUUGAUUAUGAUAAAUCAAGAUCAUGA
Adineta steineri is the source of this 396-nucleotide messenger RNA. The record is from the annotation of a GenBank genome assembly. NCBI's taxonomy places the organism in Eukaryota, Metazoa, Rotifera, Eurotatoria, Adinetida, Adinetidae.